Molecule: messenger RNA, 1626 nt
Organism: Kwoniella shivajii
Lineage: Eukaryota; Fungi; Basidiomycota; Tremellomycetes; Tremellales; Cryptococcaceae
Exons: 10
Coding region: 1-1626 (541 amino acids)
Biological process (GO): transmembrane transport
Cellular component (GO): membrane
Molecular function (GO): transmembrane transporter activity
Source: RefSeq, a predicted model, not a curated record
AUGCACCAGCUACAGUCCCAAGAUAUCGGCCUUGUUUCCCCUCAAGAUCAGAAAACAAGCCAGACAGACACCGGCAAGGCUAAUGGUAGUCAAACUGCAAUCUACGUACUCGACUCCCAUCAGGAGUGUGAUAAUGCUAUCGUCACACACCCAGGUCUGGAGAAGAACACGUCUUCCCCAUUGACAGCGUUUGGCCUGGCCUUCUCCGUCAUAAACAGCUGGGUGGUUCUCGUUGUCGGCCUCGGCUCGGGUCUGGUCUCAGGCGGACCUAGUGUUUUGGUUUGGGGGUUCGCCUACGCUUCUAUCUGUAAUCUUGCAACUGUUUUAUCCCGCUGUGAAAUCUUUUCCGUAUACCCUUCAGCGGCUGGACAGUAUCAUUGGGCCGCUUUUCUCACACCUCCAAGAUGGAAGAAUCCUGUCAGCUGGAUUACAGGUACACUCAAUAUCAUCGGGCUGUGGCUUGGAGGCGCAACAGCUGGAUACUUAUCUACCCUCCUUCUCUCGUCAGCAAUAUUGGUCAAUCAUCCCGACUUUAUCCUCACACCUGCUAGGCAAUAUGGAAUAUUUGCUGCCAUCGUGGUCGUCGGUCCCUCCGUGACUCUCUGCCUGGGAACACGCGGAAACAGAUUAUUGGAUCAAGGGCUUAUGUUGGUGUCAGUGCUGUGUGCAUGUGCUAUCGUGGUCACUCUGCCUGCCACUGCCGACGUCAAAGCUUCUGCGUCAUCUGUGUUUGGUGGAUUGAACAAUGCAACAGGAUGGAACUCGAUGGUCAUCGCUUGGCUUCUGGGUGUCCUGCAAUCCGCUUUCGCCUACCUUGGAUUCGACCUCAUUUAUCACAUCUCCGAAGAGAUGCCGCAUCCUCGAACUCAAGGCCCUAGUGCUGUCAUCUGGACCAUUAUUGUCAGUGCUGGAUCGGGCAUGGCAGUACUUUUAGCCAUCCUCUUUUGUAUCCCAAGCCUGGACAAUGUCAUUUCCACUCCUCUGCCUUUUGCACAGGUUUGCCUCGAUGCUACCGGCUCAAGAGUAGCUACAACAAUAUUCUUGGUCAUACCGUCUGUCUUAUUCACCAACUCUGUUCGCGGUAUAGUUAUCACUGCUUCACGUGUUUUAAUGUCCCUUGGUAGAGACAAUGUACUUCCCUACGCCAAGAUCUGGUCCCUAACGCUCAGAGGUGAGCCGAUAUAUGGCCUGGUAGUCAGUACCGCUGUCCCCUUGAUAUGUGGCCUAGUGCAACUUGGUUCCUCUUCGACGUUCAAUUCGCUCCUCGGAGCUGCCACCAUUGUCUUUGAGGUGUCGUAUGCCAUCCCAGCCGGCUUGAUGCUGCUCGGUGGGCGGACAAAGCUGAAUGUAUCAGCACCUAAUCGGACCUCAAACCUUGGUCGAUGGGGCAUUCCCUGCAAUCUCAUCACAGUAUUUUUCGUUACCCAGUCCACCGUCAUCUACUGCUUUCCGCCCGCUUUGCCUGUGACUGCAGCAAGUAUGAGCUAUGUCGUGGUUUUCGUCGGAGGCUUUGCUGUUUUGAUGACUGCUUUGUGGUUCCUAUGGGCAAGGAGACGAUAUGUGGCUCCGAGUGAAGAGGCGAUUUUAUCAAUCAUUGACGGCCUGGUAACACAUCCUCCCUACUAA